AUGUCGAGUAACUCUAACUCUCGUUCAAUACGAUCUUCAAAGGCCUGUGAGCGUUGCCGUAGACGUAAAAUAAAAUGUAAUGGUCAAACUCCUUGUCAGGUUUGCCGACAACAGACUGCACAAUGCAACUAUCGGCUUGUGAAUCGUCGUCGAAAGAGCAAGUGGUCACCGCCACCCGACACUGAUGGGGGGAUGAUAGAACACCCUAGUGAUAUCGACGAACUUCAAGAAUCAGGCCAACAGUGUUCCUCCACUAAAGACAACAAUACUAUCUUUACAGAGAUUCAUCACGGCAUUAGCGCAAUUCACGACGCACCAGGAAGUUGCACAACGCAGCUAUCUUAUGGGCCAUCCUCAAAUUUUUCCUUCAUGAAUCAAAUCCACAGAUGCCUAAGCACCUCGAAAUCCGAGACUCCUUUAGGUUCCCGAGACGAUGAAGUAUCAAGAGCAGCAGAGAAGAGUCUGGAGUUCUUGGGUCACAAGGCCCACUCCUUUGGCACAGAAAGAGAUGCCACAACUGAAACGGGAUUGUCCAAGUCUAAUAGCGAGCUCUUUCUAUCUCUUGAGCUCGCCGAGACGUUUCUUAGCCAUUUUCUUUCCACAAUUUAUCACCUGUUCCCCGCAACUUCGGCUGUAGAACUCCUUUACAUGGUCAAACAAUUGUUCAAUCGCACUACUACAGCCAGAUUUGACCCCAUGGACGAAACAUUCAUUAUGACGAUCCUUGCUCUCGGUGCAUCUUUGACAGAGAGAAUCGAAUGGGCUGAAACUAUCUUCGACGAAAUCAAAAUCAAAGCCGCAGUCUUAGAUGAGACAGUGAAUUCGUGUAUGGGACGAAGCACUUCCGCGUAUUUUCACCUCGGCAAAGGAGUCCGUAAAGCACUUGCUCUUGGUCUACACAAGGACAGCAAUUCCUCGAAAGGAGCUUCCGGCGCGCCUGACCAAACGCUCGAAAGUAAUUUGACAAUGUGGUCACUAUAUUUUUUUGAAAGUUGGACUUCAUACGGCGAGGGGAGACCAAGCUCGCUAAAUAUGAACGAUAUAUCGAUACCAUAUCCAGAAGACACGUCUUAUAUGUCAGCGCUCAUCCAGCUUGCGAAAAUCAUGUCACGCUCGACUUUGAAGCUUUACUCUCAAGAGCAAACUUCUCUUUUGGCCAUGUGGACCGAGGCUUGCAACAUCCACAAAGAAUUGGAGGCCUUUGCUCACAAGACUAAGAAGCAUUUGCAGAUUGGCUUAGAUGAUCCAGUUCACCAUGGCCAAGUAAACGUACAUCAGGUUCUACUAUCUAAUCUCUAUCACCAUAUACUCGUCCUCACAUUUAGGCCAUUUUUGAUAUUCCACGUGGUAUGGCAGAGGAGAUUGACGUCUGAAUCGAGUAGUGAUGAGCAUUUAGAGACCAUUACGUCAGCUAGCGAGGUAGAAUGGCUGAUCGAAGCUUGUCAACGUGCCUCAGAUGCCGCUCGAUCUUGGAUAUCUUCAUUGCGCGUGGCCAUGGAUGCGAAUCCACUUCUUUGGGGCCUACGAUACAUGGGCUUUUACGUCGAAAGUGCCUGCUACCUUUUGAUAUACGACACAAUACGUGAUAUGGAGUCCGCCAUGAUUAAUAUAUCCUUUAUUAAUGCUGGGUUGAGGUGCUUGUCUCAGAUAUUACCAGGAGAUACUGUCUCCAGUGCCAUCGUAACGAUCAGGAAAAUGGUGGCAGCUCUUCAACAAAAAUAUCCAUCACAAUAUCAAGCGUCAGAGAAUAUACCGACUGCGGCAGUUCCCCUCCUUAAUCUGGAGCAUGCAAUCAUACACGAAGUCUCUUGCUCUAUGUACGAUGACUUGGACGAAGUAGGGUUGAUCGAUUUCGAUUUGACAAGCAUUGGAUGGAAUUUUGAUCAUUUCGUCACUGAUCUUGAUGGCGUCGCUUUAAAUAUGUGA
Messenger RNA from Sclerotinia borealis F-4128, 1926 nucleotides. Lineage: Eukaryota; Fungi; Ascomycota; Leotiomycetes; Helotiales; Sclerotiniaceae. The record is from the annotation of a GenBank genome assembly.